Canis lupus familiaris (dog) is the source of this 2431-nucleotide messenger RNA. RefSeq names its product ubiquitin specific peptidase 14 (gene USP14). The coding region runs from base 176 to 1816 and encodes 546 amino acids. Gene Ontology annotation, molecular function: cysteine-type deubiquitinase activity; protein binding; proteasome binding. The record is from RefSeq and is a predicted model, not a curated record. Gene Ontology annotation, biological process: protein deubiquitination; proteasome-mediated ubiquitin-dependent protein catabolic process; regulation of proteasomal protein catabolic process. The transcript has 16 exons. Lineage: Eukaryota; Metazoa; Chordata; Mammalia; Carnivora; Canidae.
CCGGCCCGCCCGCCCGCCCGCCGCCUCGCGCGGCUUCCCUCCCACCUCCCUCAGCCCCGCACCCUCCAGGCCCCGCCUCGCCCUGCUCCGCGCCGGGUCUUCGGCUGCAGCCGCCGUGUGGGUCCGCGGGCGGGCAAACUGCGUGUUGCUGCGUCAUCGGCAGUGGCCGGUUUGAAUGAGACUCGUCGCACCCGUGCUGCCGCCACCACCGCGCCUCCGCCUCGGUCGCCGCCGCCACAGCUUCAUCGCGUCCCUUUCCCUUCGACGCCCUUGCCAGGCCCAGCCUUCCUGCACCGCCGCCGCCGCCGCCGCCGCCGCCUCUCGAGCCGCCAUGCCGCUUUAUUCCGUUACCGUGAAAUGGGGAAAGGAAAAAUUUGAAGGUGUAGAAUUGAACACUGAUGAACCUCCAAUGGUGUUUAAGGCUCAGCUUUUUGCACUGACUGGAGUCCAACCGGCCAGACAGAAAGUUAUGGUGAAAGGAGGAACAUUGAAGGAUGAUGAUUGGGGAAACCUCAAAAUAAAAAAUGGAAUGACUCUACUAAUGAUGGGGUCAGCAGAUGCUCUUCCUGAGGAACCCUCAGCUAAAACUGUCUUUGUAGAAGACAUGACAGAGGAACAGUUAGCAUCUGCGAUGGAAUUACCAUGUGGAUUGACAAACCUUGGUAACACUUGUUACAUGAAUGCUACAGUUCAGUGUAUUCGUUCUGUGCCUGAACUCAAAGAUGCCCUUAAAAGGUAUGCAGGUGCCUUGAGAGCUUCAGGGGAAAUGGCUUCAGCACAGUAUAUUACUGCAGCCCUUAGAGAUUUGUUUGAUUCCAUGGAUAAAACUUCUUCUAGUAUUCCACCUAUUAUUCUACUGCAGUUUUUGCACAUGGCUUUUCCACAGUUUGCGGAGAAGGGUGAACAAGGACAAUAUCUUCAACAGGAUGCUAAUGAAUGUUGGAUACAAAUGAUGCGAGUAUUGCAACAGAAAUUGGAAGCCAUAGAGGAUGAUUCUGUUAAAGAGACAGAUUCUUCAUCUGCAUCAGCAGUGACACCAUCUAAAAAGAAAAGUUUAAUUGAUCAGUUCUUCGGAGUUGAGUUUGAAACUACCAUGAAAUGUACAGAAUCCGAAGAAGAAGAGGUUACUAAAGGAAAGGAAAAUCAGCUUCAGCUUAGCUGUUUUAUCAAUCAAGAAGUCAAGUAUCUUUUUACAGGACUUAAAUUGCGACUCCAGGAAGAAAUAACUAAGCAGUCUCCAACAUUGCAAAGAAAUGCUUUAUAUAUCAAAUCUUCCAAGAUCAGCCGACUACCUGCUUACUUGACUAUUCAGAUGGUUCGAUUUUUUUAUAAAGAGAAGGAAUCUGUGAAUGCUAAAGUUCUUAAGGAUGUUAAAUUUCCUCUUAUGUUGGAUGUGUAUGAACUGUGUACACCAGAACUUCAGGAGAAAAUGGUCUCUUUUCGAUCAAAAUUUAAGGAUCUAGAAGAUAAAAAAGUGAAUCAGCAGCCAAAGACAAGUGACAAAAAGAGUAGUCCCCAGAAAGAAGUUAAAUAUGAGCCUUUCUCUUUUGCUGAUGACAUUGGCUCCAAUAACUGUGGAUACUAUGACUUACAAGCAGUGUUAACACAUCAAGGAAGGUCUAGCUCUUCAGGCCAUUACGUAUCAUGGGUGAAAAGGAAACAAGAUGAAUGGAUUAAGUUUGAUGAUGAUAAGGUCAGCAUCGUGACACCAGAGGAUAUCUUGCGGCUUUCUGGUGGUGGAGACUGGCAUAUAGCAUAUGUUUUACUCUAUGGGCCUCGCAGAGUUGAAAUAAUGGAAGAGGAAAGUGAACAGUAAUCUUCAUUUUAGCUAUUUAUGUUUAGGUGUGAAAUAAAUGUUAUUUGUUGACCAUUUGUGUAAUCCAGAGCUGUAGAGGAAGAUAUUUAGGUGGUUUUAUGUGUUUCCCCUCUCAUGUGGAACAAAAGAGGGCAAAGCAGACCACUAGUGGAUCAACCUAAAAAAAAAUUACAGAAAAAAGAAAAUUGCCUUUGGACUGUGCUGCCCUGUUAAGGGUUGCAGGAAGACAUUUUUAAAAAGCUUAUUUCUUGCAUUAAUUUUUAAAAAUUCUGAUUUGAAAUGCCUUUCACCUUCUGUGAUAAAUUUUUCUCCGACUUUUUCAGCCCAGGGUUCAGCAAUCAGAUGUUUAUUGCACACCUAUUACUCUUGUUUUGUUGUUGUUCUUGCAUGGUUCAAACCACCGGUGAUUCAUAGCUGCCCAUCCUUUGCCUUAUCUAACAAAAAUUUUGCCAGGAUGUGGAAAGGAAGUAAGUGUUGCUCUCAUUGUGUUACUCAGUGCUGCUGCCUACAUCCCAUGGAAACAUGGGUACAAUCAAGUAUUUGUCCAGCCUGACUGUUGCUGGCUUUUCAUGACUUUAAAAUAAAUUGUGAUCAGUAAUAGUACAUUUGAUUAUA